This is a messenger RNA of Adineta ricciae, 3237 nucleotides long. The record is from the annotation of a GenBank genome assembly. Lineage: Eukaryota; Metazoa; Rotifera; Eurotatoria; Adinetida; Adinetidae.
AUGACUAUAACAGACAAUUCUACGACAAUCGAUAAUCAUGACAGCGAAGAAAGUCAUGGUACUGUUAUUCUCUUUUUAUCGUAUUCCGUUUUAGCAGCAUGUACUUAUGAAGUCAUCGUAUGUAAACUCUUGAAAAAUCGAUUGCCCAUUCCAUUUACAGUUGUUGUACUUAUCUUGGGACUUAUUAUCGGUGUCAUUGCACAUCAUAUCAAGGGCAAUCCUAACGAUUUUCUAGCUGGUGAAAUUGAACUGAGUGAAAUUAAUCCUCAUCUGCUCUUUUAUAUCUUUUUACCGGCACUUAUAUUUCAUUCAGCAUUUAAUUGUCAUUUUCAUAUUGUGAAACAACAGCUCCUGUCCGCUAUUCUGCUAGCCGGUCCCGGCGUGUUCAUAUCUAUAUUUAUCGUCGCGAUCUGUAGUAUCUACAUAUUUCCUUAUGAUUGGUCAUGGCUCGAAGGUUUUCUAUUUGGGAGUAUAUUGAGUGCAAAGGAUGCGAUUGCAGUAAUUCCACUAUUACAAGAUUCAGAUGCAAGCAAGUUAUUGACUUCGUUAGUCGAGUCAGAAUCGAUAUUGAGCGACGGUUCAACGUUUGUUGCCUUUCUGACUUUUAAAAAUAUUGUUGUCGGCGGUGAUCAUAGUGCGAAAAUUAUCAUAAUAGAUAUUAUCAAAUAUAGUAUUGGUGGACCUGCUUUCGGAUUUGCUUGUGGUAUUAUUUGUGUAUUUAUUUUAAAUCGAAUUUAUAACAAACUCAAUGUGGAAAUUACGAUUACAUUCGGAGUUGCCUAUUUAAUCUUUUAUGUUGCAGAUGUUGAACUUGGCAUUUCUGGCGCUCUUGCCUUAGGUGCAAUGGGUUUGUAUAUGGCAAAAUAUAAAUAUUGUAUUAGCAGCAAAGUGCAAAUUCCAUUGGCUAGUGCAUGGCGAAUGGUUAUUUAUAUAAUUAAUAUCUUAAUAUUCACGAUUACUGGUAUUAUUUUAGCUAAAUCGUUUCUGGGCACAGUUGCAACUAUUUCUGGUCGAGAUUUUGGAUUUUCCAUUGUCUUAUAUCUUGUAAUUCUCAUCGCACGAGCUUUGACUAUUGCUGUUCUCUAUCCAUUGAUGCGACACACCGGUGUGCAUCUAUCGUGGAAAGAUUGUAUCAUUCUUAUAUGGAGUAAUCUUCGAGGAAGUAUGGCACUUAUUCUAGUCCUCAUUGUGUUCUUGGAUGCAAGGAUCGAUCUUCAAACACGUGAUCGUUUUCUAUUUCAUGCAUCAAUCAUCGUACUUCUCACGCUGGUUGUCAAUGGAACAAGUAGCAAGUUUCUUGUGAGAAUUUUAGGCUUGAAUCGCGGUACGAAAGGAAGUCAAAUUAUUUUAGUACAAGCACUUGAACAUAUGCGCCGACAGACUUUACAACAACUAACCAAUAUGAAACAGGAUGAAAAAUUUGCUGAUGUUGAUUGGAAAAUGCUCAGUGAUUAUCUACCGGAUAAACUCUUGGAAGAAUUGGAUCAAGAACAGAACACUACUCUUCGGCGAGAUCUCUCAUGUCAUAGUAAUCUAAAUUUUCCAGUGCAAACCGAAGAAAUUUCUCGACCACCACCGAUAACGACGGAAGGGAAUUUGAAACGUGUACCGACAAUUUAUCAACUAAAUUCCAUGCCGAACCGUUCAUUAGAAGAACCGAACAUCCUUCCUGUAAUCAAUCCAACUGAUACAAAUGAAGAAGAUCGUGAUGAUAUUCGAAAAGAGAUAAUAACACGUUUUCUAACAGCAAGAUCUAUAGAUUAUGAAAAACAAUGGUACCUCGGAAUGAUCCGUCGACGGACAUUGGAUAUCCUAACUGAAUCAGUUGAACAAGCAAAACAAAAGUAUUCCAUCAAAGUUCAUUGGAAAUUGAUUGUUGAGUACUUUCGCUUGUCGAUUUUAUUGAUGAAAUUACUAAAAUUCGAACGGUUUGACAUAAUUAAUCGAUGGAAGAAUAAACUAUUAUUCGAUCACAUAUUCUUAACCAUUGAACUAACUCUAAGUUUCCAUUCAGCAAAAACUCGUAUGCAGAAUAUUUUAGUUAAAUUUCCCGAACUGAUAUACAUCGAUAGAGAAAUACACGACGAAUUAUUACGAGAAGUUGAUACAUGUGAACGAGAUGCUAUGAACAUUCUUCUCGAGUUGAAGCAAUCCUAUCCUCUCUGUUGGGUAAUUCAAAUGACUAAACGGUGUGCUCAAAUGCUUCUCAAGUACGAAUCAGUUGCAAUCAUUCAACUUUACGAAACUGGCAUUCUUGCUGACAAUGAAUAUUCUCAUAUUCUCAAGUUAAUUGAAAGUAAAUCAUUCGUACUGGAAUAUGGCCGUAUUCAAAUGCCACCGGGUCAAAAUAAGAUUAUUGAAAAUGCUUUCAACGUGUUACGAUUGUUUCGUUCGUUAUCUGACAACGAAAAAGAACAUUGGAAAUCUGUUUUGAAGCUACGAUGUACGUGGUUUCAACCAACAGAAGUUCUCGUACAAAGUAAUCAAACUAUCGGCCAUGCCUUUUUGAUUAUUCGAGGUAUUGUUGAAUGUGAUGACGAUCCGAUUCCUACUUGUUACAAAUCGGGUGCUAUGAUUGGCAUCGAUUCAGUAUUCUUUGAACACAUGUCGGCUCGUCGUACGUACAAAGCUGGAAGUGGACUUGUCGAAGCAUAUGCUAUCGAUAGGGAUCUAUUGAGCACAUUAUUAAACGAUAGUAAUUUAUCACGUUCGAUUUACGAUGAAAUCGCACUUCAUACACUUAUCAACAAUUAUCAGACAAGAUUACAAUUAACUCAUGCACAGUUACAGUUGGUUUUGAGUGAAAUUGCGAGCUUUUACAAGAAUGAAUCAGACUUGGAAGUUCAUUUAAAGGCAACUGAUAGAUUGCUCCUACUUUCUGGAACACUUGUUUGUCAUUCGGAUAAUAAGGAAACUACUAUGAAUUCGAUCGAAUUCCUCUCACUCACGGCACCGACAAUGUGCAAACUCAACUCGUCUAGUAUAGUUUACACAUGGACACGCGACGAUGAAAUGUAUUCUCCUGAUGUCAAACUCUCGAAACUUGAUGUUCCAGUACAUCACACUGAAUCAAUAUCUGUUCAACCCUUCUAUCCAAACUUUUUGGGCGAUACAGUUGGACAAUUUAUAUCACGACAUCAUUCGUCGCUAGUGACACGCCCUGUGAGCAAGUCUAAUUUGCUUCAAUUUAUACCCACAGAAAUUGCAGCAAAUGUCGAUAGUAUCGAAAUGUUUUAA